AACCUAACCCUAAACCUGUUCUGGUUUCUUCAACCAACGGCCGGAUUUUUUAUUUUAAUAUAAAAAUCAAUAUCAGAAAUUACAUUAUUACCCUUUAAAAUUCAGGUUUUUACAACACACCCAUCUUCUUCAUUCUUCUAUUAAUACCCUCUCGGCGACACCUCUAGGUUUGGAGAACUGAAAUCCGAAAUCCCCUUUUUUAGAAAAAAAAAAAAAAAACAAAAUUAAAGAUUUACAUUUCUCCUCUUUCUUCCUCCUUAAGCCAUUGAAAAAACUCACUUCCUCUCUCCUCUGUAAAAACAAUGGCGGCUACUACGUCGCGCCAUCAACGCUCUCACUCACCUUCUGGAAGAUUCUGUGCAUCAUCCAUUUCCUCAUCUUCUUCCUUCGCUUCAUCUUCUCCAACUUUCUCAUCGCAAUCCGAAAAUCUCUUUCACCGAUCAUCUUCUCCUACGCGAGUCAGCAUCUACGGCUCCUCUCCUCAAACGACGUCGCCAUCGGUUCGAUUCUCAAUCGAUAACCGACCGACGUCGCCAAACAGAUCCUUCGCCGCCGUGAAUCGGAAUCGGAAUCCAUUCCCGGCGACAACAGGGAAGAAGAAAACAUGUUUAUGUUCUCCGACAACACAUCCUGGCUCAUUUCGGUGUAGCUACCACAAGAAUCUGGAAGCGAAGAAGCAGAAUACGGUGUCGUAUCAGCCGAACCGGUUGAACAUGCGGCGAUCCGCGAUGACGAACUCGCUGGUGAGAAUCGGUACAGUUGAAGGCGGUGAGUGGGUGAAACGCGCUCUUGCGACGUUGAUCCGUCCUUGCGCGCACCAGCAAAGGCGGCGAUCCGAUUUCCAACCUCGACCGAGUCGACUCAGUGCGAUGUCGAAGGCGGAAGAUGCUUGAAUUUGUUUGUUGUUGUAUGUACAGGAGCGGUGGAAGCGGCGCCCGAGUUGACUCACUGAGUCGUGGAUCGGAUCAUCCGCGUUGACUCACUCACUGAGUUGAUGCUGAGUUGUUUCGCCGAGUUUUUUUUUUUUUAUUUUUUUUUUUGUGUAUAGAAAUCCUCCAAGAUCCGAAUAUUUUUACAGGACGUAGUGGUUGUUAUGCAUUUACUAAAAUUAAAUUACUAGAUCUCUUGAAAGUCUUGAGUCAUAGUAGUACCUGUUUAUUUUUAUUAAAUCAAUGGUGAAUUUGAAUUUACUAGUUAAUUUUUUAAAAUUGAUUAAAUCAUAAUUUAAAUCACUAAUUUCACAAUAAUUGGUUAAUUAACUUACAAGAACUUGUGUGUGUUAAAUCUGAUGAUUAUUCCAUACAGGAAUCCCAUUAUUUUUUCCACAUUUUUGAUUUCAUUUUUAAUCCAAAUCCUGUUAUUCAUCAAAACCCGUAUUUAUUUUAUCUAUAUUUCGUAUUUUUUAUUUAUUUUUUCAAUAAUUUGUUUGAAGUGAGUAUGUGUUUUAGGUGUUUUAUUUUAUUUUAAGUUUUUGUGUUUGUUUGUUUGUUUGAUUAUGUAUAUUUAUUGGGAUGAUAAAUCUGAUAUGCGUUUGUUUUUUUUUUUUUUUCCUUCUCUGCAGAUUUGAUAAGAGCGGAAAAGUUCGGAAAUAAAUUGGAGCAUCGUAGACUGUAAAAUCCAGAUUGAUUAAAUUUUAAAUCUGGGACGAGACUUUUGGAUUUUGAAAUUUUUGCACAGGAACCUAGAACACCUGACAGGCUAACUAAACUAUCCUGACUGAAAUUAAAGUUUUUUAAUUAAAAUAAAAUAAAUUAAGGUUACUUUACAAAUUUAGGUAUCUUAAAUUCCUUAUAUCUAAAAGAUGCCAAUUUAGGGGGAAUAUGCCGUUUGUGGAAGAUUAACAAAAAUUAGCAUUUAAGCAUUUUUUUUAAACUUGUUAAAACCAGUAAAGACAAAUUACAAUUAGUAAAAAAUUGUAUUUUAUCCUUGUAAAUUAGUUUGAAGAGUUAAAAUCAUGAAAUAAAUUUUUAAAAUUAAUUAGAAAUGAGGUGAAAAGAUUUUUACAUACUUCCUUUGUUACCCUUUAAUUUUUACUUUGAUCAUUUUUUCUCCAUGAAAAGAUUCAUAUGAAUCAUAUCUAUAGACUUUAAGUUUAAAAAAAGAAGAGACGGAGUAGAAGUAUAUUGCACCUUAAAAUAUCAUAGUGACUAUUCGGAGUUUGGGACUUGUCUAAACUUUUUAUUUUUAAUAAUCGAGCUUAUUUUAAUCCCUUAUCUGAAUUCAAUUACCCAUUUAUAAAUUUAUUUUUUAUUUUA
Messenger RNA from Chenopodium quinoa (quinoa), 2255 nucleotides. RefSeq lists its product as uncharacterized. The record is from RefSeq and is a predicted model, not a curated record. Bases 303 to 893 code for a protein of 196 amino acids. The transcript has a single exon. NCBI's taxonomy places the organism in Eukaryota, Viridiplantae, Streptophyta, Magnoliopsida, Caryophyllales, Amaranthaceae.